Messenger RNA from Paramecium sonneborni, 571 nucleotides. The record is from the annotation of a GenBank genome assembly. Lineage: Eukaryota; Ciliophora; Oligohymenophorea; Peniculida; Parameciidae.
AUGGAUUAAAAAAAAGUGAGUAAAAUAAUAGAACUGAUUUUUCUAUCUAUUGCAGUAAGAAUAAAAAUCUAAUAAAUAAAAGUGGUUAUCAGUGUUGGCUUGUUUAAUUAGAACUGAUUUUAAUUUUCCAUUUGCUUUCUUUUGUUAUUAUUUAUGGAUAUCAAGAGAUGAUAAAGCUAAUUCUUUAAUGGUAAUAAAUAAUCAUAUGUAUAUUAUAGUUAAUGGUAUUGAAUGGAAUACUAAUUUUAGUAGAUUUAAUUUGGUUAUUAUCAGUUGGAUCUAUAUGGACAGCAACUGAAAAAAAUAAUCCUGUUUGGGGACAUUUACAUGGUUUACAUGUAUUUGUUAUCUUUAUUAGCAUUGUUAAUGUCUUAUUAAAAGUGUUUUAUAUAUUUUAUUUAUAGGUUGGUGCUAUUGUAGCCAUUAAUUCUUAUAGAGGAAAUCAAUCUUAAGUUGGUUAUAUUAAAUAUAUAUUUUUAGCUGCUUAAUUAUAGAAUCCAUAAUAAAGUGGCCUUAAUGAUAUUUCUUAAAACAAAUAAGUACCUUAUGGUUAAUAUUGAUCAAAUAAAAC